GAUCAUGCUGGCCUGUAUCCAGAGACGACAGAACCUCUCGUCGCAGCGUCUGGCCUGCACUCCCAAAAGCCUUGAUGUUGCUACGCCGCCAUUACAGCUGCUGGUGCCGCCGGUGCUGCCCUGCACCCGCAAAGGCGACCUGGCCACCGUGAUUUCCCGGUACCCGUCUCCUGCAGAGCUGGAUGCUUUCGCCCAGCGGAACGCCAACAGCCCGCUGUCCAUCAAAAUCGUCCCCUCCGAGGUACGGGUGCCGCAGCACAAGCAGCUCAACAAAACCGUCAACGGCUUGGACACCACGGGCACCCAUCGCUACAGCCCCUACCCCGGCUCAGGAGGCCUGCUGGCCGUCAAACACUCGGAGGUGGUGAGAGGUGGGGUGAAGAACUCGGAGGGCAGGAGGACUAAACAUGCCAACAACCAUCCGGCCUCUGUGGCACCGUAUAACAAUCCUCUGAAUAAUGGCUACGCUGUCAGACAUGGGCACAAGGCCUAUCAUAUAAGCGCCUGUAAGCUCUCUGAUGUGCCCAUUGAGACGCUCUGUUCCGGUCCGGGGAUGACCUCCGGAGACCGCAGCCUGCUCCCCCGGUCCGAGCUGGCCGAGGUUCAGAGCCUGAUGAGGCAGAUGAGCCGAGUUCCCCUUAGCCAGGCCCUGCAGCUGGGGGGGGAGGCGCGGGCCAGCCCCACCGUGCAGGCCGUGGCCGCCGUGGCACAUUCGGACUCCGACUUCGUCCUGGGGGUGCCACCCCAGAGCAGCCUGGCGUUCACGGGAGCCAUGCUGCCCACGCAGAGCGCAGACAUCGCCACAGCCGGCUACCUGGAGAAGGGCGACUACGCGCUGUGGCAGCACAAGCAUCCGAUCCAGCAGCAGCACGCGUCCUACCAGCAGGUGGCAGUGAGGAUGUACAGUGUGGGCAGCGCUGCUCAGGGGCAUCGAGCAGCACCGGCCGGGGGGGGCCAGUCUCCUGAGUCCUGCCUCCCUCUGGCCUGCUCCUCUCAGCUGGCCUACAGGCCGCCUCCUCCCAGUGGGGGUGCCUCCUCCCAGUACUUCGCUCCUCUCUGGGACGGCGUGCUGGCCCCCCCCCACAGCGACUGUUAUACCUCCCAGGUGCUGGCAACGGGUACGUGCACGGCCAGGCCUCGGGACAUGGGCUUCUCCCACCCCCACCUCCACCCACACUGCCAUCAACGCCCACACCACCCUCAGCAUCAUCAGCCUCAGCUGCAUCCGCCUCUCCCGCCCCCCCACAUGCAGGCCUACAGCACCGACCCGAACCUCUGCUGUGGGAUGCCCACCUCCAGCCUGUGCCACGCCGCCGUGCUCAGCAGCAGCCUGCAGUCUCUGGAGUGCCUCAUCAGUGACAUCCACCCCCCCUGCAUCAAAGAGCGCAUGCUGGGCCGCGGGUACCAAGCCAUGGGAAUGCCUCCGCUGCUGGAGCACCACCACCACACAGCCCACAUCCAACUCCCCGUCUACAGAUAA
Messenger RNA from Limanda limanda (common dab), 1480 nucleotides. RefSeq names its product protein FAM222A. The record is from RefSeq and is a predicted model, not a curated record. Lineage: Eukaryota; Metazoa; Chordata; Actinopteri; Pleuronectiformes; Pleuronectidae. The coding region runs from base 5 to 1480 and encodes 491 amino acids. The transcript is spliced from 2 exons.